CGAUUCGACUAUACACGUAUAUAUAUUGGUGAAGAGUAUCGUAAGAUUGUUACGGAACGGAAAAGAAAUUUCAAGGUUCACAAAUAUUUUUCGGUGUAUCGUUUCAAUUAUCUAAAAAUUAUCUAAACAAAGUUUCUAAGGAUUUUCGUUAUCGUCAAAAUGUUAAAUUUAUCCAGGGAAAUUCUGUAUAGACAGGUUCAGUUAUCAUGUCGUUGCUAUUCAAGUAAUGCCCGGACUGUAAAAUUAUUCAUUGACAAUGAAUUCAUUGAAUCUAAGAGUCAAGAAUUUUCCGAUGUACAUAAUCCAGCAACAAAUGAAGUCGUUUGUAGAACACCGGACGCGACCACGGAAGAAAUGGAAAAUGCAGUUAAGAGUGCUAAAAAAGCGUUCGAAACAUGGCAAUCAUCCAGCGUAAUGACAAGACAAGGUCUUAUUCUCAAAUAUCAAGCCUUGAUUCGUGAAAAUUUUGAACCACUUACAAAAAUAUUGGUCGAAGAAAAUGGCAAAACUACAGCCGAUGCCGAGGGAGACAUUUUACGUGGUCUUCAAAUCGUCGAUCACUGCGCUGGUAUGCCGAGUUUCUUGAUGGGAGAGUCCAUGCACAACAUAUCAACGGACAUGGACACCAUCUCCUACAAAGUCCCUCUCGGUGUGACGGCGUCCAUCUGUCCAUUCAAUUUUCCUGCUAUGGUCCCCCUGUGGACCUUUCCCAUUAGUAUCAUGUGCGGAAACACGAUGGUUCUCAAGCCGUCCGAGCGAGUCCCGAGCGCGGCAAUGGUUCUGGCUGAUCUCUUCAGGAAAGCGGGAGCCCCUCCAGGUCUGCUGAAUAUCAUUCACGGCCGAAAAGAGGCCGUAAACUUCCUGUGCGACAAUCCAGAGAUCAAGGCUGUAUCUUUCGUUGGAUCCGAUACCGCCGGUAGCCACAUUUACGAUCGAUGUGGCAAAAAUGGCAAACGAGUCCAAUGCAACAACGGCGCCAAAAAUCACUGUAUCGUCAUGCCGGACGCCAACAAGAACAAGACCAUCUCGCAGAUUGUCGGUGCUGGCUUUGGUGCCGCAGGACAAAGAUGCAUGGCUCUGUCCGUCGUUGUUUUUGUGGGCCAGUCCAAAGAAUGGAUCGGUGAAAUCGUCAAUGCGGCAAAGAAAUUAAACGUUAAUGCUGGACACGUCAAAGGUGCUGAUCUUGGUCCAGUCAUCUCGGCUGCUUCUAAACAACGAAUUUUGAAGUUGAUACAAUCGGGUGCGGACGAAGGUGCUGAAAUUUUACUCGAUGGAAGGAACAUCAAAGUACCUGGAUAUGAAAAUGGUUACUUCGUUGGACCCACAGUUAUUUCAAACGUAAAAACUGAUAUGCAAUGCUAUAAAGAAGAAAUUUUCGGCCCUGUACUUUUAUGCACUUCAGUCGAUACGCUGGAUGAAGCUAUUGCAUUAAUCAAUAGAAACCCAUAUGGAAAUGGAACGGCAAUUUUCACCACAAAUGGUGCUUCUGCCAGAAGUUUCGUUAACAAAGUUGAGGCUGGUCAAAUAGGAGUUAAUGUUCCAAUUCCAGUUCCACUGCCUAUGUUUAGCUUCACUGGUAACAAAAAGUCCUUCUUUGGAGACAAUCAUUUCUAUGGAAAACAAGGCAUCAACUUUUACACUCAACCAAAGACUGUGACGCAGUUGUGGCGGGCUGAAGAUAGCUCUAACAUUGCAUCGGCAACCACUAUGCCAAUAAUGAAAUGAACAUGAUAAAGGGAAAUUGCUUAAAAUAAUAAAUUACGACUGAAUUCAUCGA
Messenger RNA from Trichogramma pretiosum, 1777 nucleotides. RefSeq names its product probable methylmalonate-semialdehyde dehydrogenase [acylating], mitochondrial. Gene Ontology annotation, molecular function: methylmalonate-semialdehyde dehydrogenase (acylating, NAD+) activity; malonate-semialdehyde dehydrogenase (acetylating, [NAD(P)+]) activity. Gene Ontology annotation, cellular component: mitochondrion. The coding region runs from base 160 to 1725 and encodes 521 amino acids. Lineage: Eukaryota; Metazoa; Arthropoda; Insecta; Hymenoptera; Trichogrammatidae. Gene Ontology annotation, biological process: thymine catabolic process; L-valine catabolic process. The record is from RefSeq and is a predicted model, not a curated record. The transcript has 8 exons.